AUGGAUCCCCUGCUCACCGAGUUCAGCAGGGGCUUCUCGACCGCUCUCGCCGUUCGCUUCUCGGCUGUCCCCUGUCCAGAGUGCGCCUGCCAUUGCGCGCCUGUGCUCUCCUGCGCCGAGGGCGCCGUGCCGCGGGAGCUGGGGGCGAGCAGGUGGCCCUCGCUGGGGGCUUGCCUCGCCCUGCUCGGGCUCGACACAGCCCUGGGUGCCGCUGCGGUGCUGAGCGUGCAGCGGUGGCUGGCGCCCGCCCCCUCGGCCUCGCAUGUGCCGUCGAGCCCCGCGCCCGUCCUGACGGACUUGUCCCAGGAGGCGCGGGCGCAGCGGGCGGAGCUCGAGACGGCGGGCCUCGCCGAGGGCGGCUUCAUUGCCGUCCGCUAUCGAGUGCGUGGCCGUCGGCCCUGGCACCGCAGGCUAGUGACUGCACUGGUGCCGGGAGGCGUCUCCGUCAUCGGGUUCCUCACUCCCGACUAUGACGAGGACCUCGCCGACAUCGCGAACAUCGCAGAGUGGACGGUGCUGCCGCGCGGCACGCUCGGGGCCCCGGCCGUCGCGAUGGCGCUCCACGAGGUCUACGUUUUCCAGCACCUCCCACUGCCUGCCGCGGUGGACGCGGCCCGUGCUGCCGCCUACGCGAGGGCGGGCGCGAUGCCCGUGGGGCCAAUCGUGGUCGACCUCGCGGGCCGUGCGGGGGCUGGCGUCCCAGUGGGCGCGGCGGCCGCCGUCGCCCCCGCUCGCUCCUGCCGCCUGGUAGCUGCGCUGCCCUCGGAGGUGUUCCUGGCGGCCCCGCAGCGGCAGCGCCUUUGCCUGCGGCCCUGGCGCCUGCGGCCGCGCCCGUCGCCCCGGGUGCCGGCGCUGGCCUUCCCGCGGCUGCGCCAGGCGCCGCGGCUGCUCCCGUGGACGCUCCCGCGGCGCGCCCUGGCGGCUGGGCCUGGCAUGGGCUCCCGGGGCUUCGGCGCGGCGGUGGGCGCGCGCGGGAUCCGCCACAUGGCAUGGGAUUCCACGUGGCUGUCAGGCGAAGCUGCCCUGGCCAGACUGGCCCGCGCGGGGACCGCGCACGUUGCGCUGGGUCGCCGAGCUAAUGCCCAGCAGAGCGGCACGCCGACGGCGCAUCACCAGAGGUGGCUGGCGGAGACGGGUCUCGACCCCAGCGAAUCGGGCGUCGAGAUCCACCGGACCUCUCGUCGCAUCCUCAAGACGGCCCUCACCUACGACCAGGUGUGCGCCACCAACCUCGCUCACCUGCUAGGAUGA
Messenger RNA from Prorocentrum cordatum, 1251 nucleotides. The record is from the annotation of a GenBank genome assembly. Lineage: Eukaryota; Dinophyceae; Prorocentrales; Prorocentraceae.